Molecule: messenger RNA, 3757 nt
Organism: Amoebophrya sp. A120
Lineage: Eukaryota; Dinophyceae; Syndiniales; Amoebophryaceae
Source: the annotation of a GenBank genome assembly
UUUCAAACGGUUCCGGAAUGACAGCGAGUGACAUUUGAGUAGCGCGCGUCAAAGUUGCCGGGUAUUGGCCACGUUGCGCGGUGCAGCUGCAGUUGUGGAUUUAUUAGAUAGAUUUGCCUGAACACAAAAAAUGGACUGAGCACUUGACAAUCUAAGUUUACAUCAAAUUUCCGUGGACUAACCGAAAACAAGAUGAACAUGAUACUCACCUGAAGUGUAAAGCAUGGCGAAUUCUAAGGCCCCAUUACCGCCAUGGAAAUAACCGGGAAACCCACCGUGCAAAAGCCGGCUCGCAAGUAUUGUCAGCAUGCCUGAACCAGACUCAACCGCGAUGCCCGUGGAGCCGUCUCAGCCCGCGGAACCGCAGGCAGUAGAAAUCGCAGAAGGCUCCUCCUGCGACGCUGCUGCGACUCCGGAUGUCGUUGCACCGACAUCUUCAACCUCCGCUGCCCCAGCACCGGAUCCCGGCGGUGACGGUAUGACAGAAGAUCAAAGGAUGGUCGCGGAGAUGGCGAAGAGAGGGUAAUUACGUGGUACUAUGGUGGGGCUACUUACAACCUACGAAGUCGACUACAGAGGUUUCGCUUCUUUUACCCGUGUAAAUGAUGAUGUCCUGCUGUUAGGGAUACUUACAACAUAGUGAUAGCGUGCCUACCAGUAUAAACUACGAUGAUUGUGUUUAUUCGCAAUGCAAAUUGACACGGCUUCUAUUAAUACUCCCACGCACCUCCACAGCUACGAAGUCCUCCCCGUGGACCGUGACAACGAGGCGGACCCGGAGGAUUGCACCAGCAUGUCGAAAUACCCCAACCUUCCCAUCGAAAAGUGCAAGGAGAAGGGCAACCAGGCGUUCAAGGAGAAAAAGUACAAACGGGCCAUCGCCUACUACACCGGGGGGCUGAAGCAAGUAUUGUCGGCGCUCUGUCAGGGGCCGCACAUGCUCGGGAACAUGGACUUGUCGGAGCUGGAUCUGACAUUGAACCUGAACACCGCGCAGUGCUACAUCUGCCUGGGGGAACCGGAAAUGGGAAUCAUGUUCUGCGAUAAGGUAAGAGUUGUGUUGUAGAAGUACUUACACAUAAAAAAAAGUGUUUUUGCAAAGAUAUUGAACUCAACAUGCUGGUUUACUUCGAGACAGAAGUGUCUUCCUCGAUUCAAUUCUUGUGUCUGGACCGUGAUUCAUCUACUUCAGUUGAUCGUCUAUGAAACGAAAUGUAUCCUAUCAGGCCCUAAAGCGCCGCGACCACUUGAAGAAGGAGCAUCUCGUGAAAGCGCUCUACCGCAAAGCGAUGUGUUUCGGAGAGUCCAAAACCCGGACCAAGGAGGCUUUGGAAGUUCUCGAGGACCUCCUGACCGUGGACCGGGACUGCAAAGCUGCGCUAUCAAAUGUAAAAAUCCCUGGAUGUCUGGAAGAAUGCAUGUUUGUCAUGCUUGUCUGGCAUGACUCUUAAAUCUGUCAUGCACAUUGCCCAAGAGACGUUUUUUUCAGUCAUGCGGAGACGCAGUUUGUCAUGCAUAAUAGGCAACACCUACAAGCUCAGAAAUUUGUCAUGCUGAGCCAGCACUUGUGGCCUCCUCAUGCUACGCCACUCAGCAUCACAAGUUUCCAGACAUCCAGGGAUUUUUACAUUUGAUAUGCGCAGCAGUACUACAAUACGAAGAAGCGGGAGUGGCUGCUGCAGAAGAAGAAGGACAGUAAAGCCAUGAAAAAGAUGUUCGGAGCAUACGAGCAGGAAGGAAAGGAGUUGACUCAGCAAGAACUGGAGCGGAAAAGGGUCUUACUAAGGGAUUUUUUCGCACCAGGCAUCGUGCAGGCCGGCAGCCUGAAAAACGCGCCGCCGCGGACAGUGGCGGGGGAUAAUUCUGAUGUUCAUGCGCUCCUGUCGAAAAAUGAAUCUCAAACUGCUCCUGGUGGAGCUGUAUCUUCUUCGUCGUCGUCGCCCUCAAGGUCAACUACAUCAUCGAGCCGGAUUCCGGAAAUUGAGAAGGAAUUCAACGAGGCUCCGUUUUUCAAAAACCUCGACCAGAACUUUCUCUACACGUUCUCAGACACCAGCAGUGAGUUGUUUUCCCCCUUGCUCCCCUCGGUGAGUACGAAACAACAACCAGCGGUCAGUAUAACUCCAUUGAAAGGUGAGGGUGACGGCGAUCAUGAGGAUGUCCCCGUUGCACACCCAAGAUCUGCUGCCGGAGACGAGGAAGAUGAGGAAGUAGCUGGUUGUUCUGCGGCAGAUGUUGACAGCAAGACUACAGAUAAAACUACAGAAGAAAAAAACACAACAACCGAAGCGGUAGACGAGCCGCCACCAGUGCCUCCGGAGCUGUUGAAGCAACACCGAGAGAACAUCGCAGGAGGAGUUCCAGGUGCAAAAAUCGAUCCAAGCUCACCGCCCCCUGGCGGGACUACAAGUUCCUCUAGUUCCGCCUCAACCAACCCUAAUCACGACGCGCUGCGCGAGCUGGCGGCCGCGACGAAGAUGCUUGCGCCGCCGGACUUGGCGAAAACCUGCCAGCAAAUCAAGUCGCUGGACCGGAAUCAAUGGCCUUGUCAGUUAAGGGAUACUUGUAUUUUCGCGUUGUUAAAUUACGCGUUAUUAUCCAAUCCAGACGACAAGGAUUUCCAUCCGCUCGUGAACCAGGAGCCAACGGGGCAGCGGGACAUUGAAUUCUGGUUUUUCGGCGCCUCCGGCACCUUCGAACUGCAGUUCCAGGACCCGAAUCUGUGGAUCCAGGCGUUUGGGCCGUUGAAGAGGAUAAUACGACUGGUGAACGUGGGGUUUUUGGGCGAGCGCACGCCCGACGACGACGUGAUUGAGGACAAGGCGAAGCCCGAAAAUGACGGCAUUUGGAAAUCGGUUUCAGGUACGAUUCCUGGUGUUCACGAUGGAGGUUUGGUUUCUGAUCGUAGUUUGAUAAUUUAGUCUCUCUGAUACUGAUUCUGAAAUUCCCUUGUAAGAAUUCAGUAUAGGAAUCCACAGCUGCCCAUAAAUGCAAAUACAAGGUAAAAACGGCGGCGGCACCUGUGUAAUCGAAAACUACAACAUGCCCGCGGAAGACGCGCUCAACACAGUUCUCAAAGACCGCAAGCCGGGGAUGAUCUUUUUCCUCCAGCCCUACCUCCACCGAUACGUUUCCCGGUGGUGGGAAACUUUUCAGCUGCUGAUCGAGAAAAAGUACCCGUACGCAAUUGUCGGCGGCAGCGAGCCGGACUACAGCUGGGAACAGGACCAGAAAAUUCUGGAGACCAUGGGCGCCCGAGUGUUGCUCGGGGCCACGAAAUCACCGUACCCCAUGCAAUAUGCAUUGCAAAAGUAUCGUACUCAUAGUAAUUGCAAUCAUGCAUUACAAAUUUUUUUCUAAAGGUGCAUUCGCAUUAAAAGUUUUAUUUCCCAUGGUCAUGCUGAGGGAUAGGGAAUUUGCCAUGCGUUUAUACGAGUGCGAUACUGUUGCAAUUCAUAUGCAGAUGAAAGGCGCUGCCAAGUGCCACCACAUUUUGCUUGCGCGCGGCGGCGUGGGGCGAAGGGGGUUGACGCCCAUGCAGGCGAAGGUCGAAUUGCUGACAAAUGACGUACACUUGGUGGGGAAAUGAUACAACUUUUACUUUGCAAGGGACGAGGAGAGGCUGGCAGCUAUGCAGCACUUCGUUUUCUCCAAAGCAAAUAAAGCGACAGUACCAACCUGUUUGUUACAACGCGCACAGUGAUCAGGCGACAGCAGGGGAAUCAUAUCUCAAAGCACAAAGCGACUCAACAUACAU